Molecule: messenger RNA, 966 nt
Organism: Dovyalis caffra
Lineage: Eukaryota; Viridiplantae; Streptophyta; Magnoliopsida; Malpighiales; Salicaceae
Source: the annotation of a GenBank genome assembly
AUGAGAGGGAUAGAGGUAUCAUUGAAUCAAACGCAAAAGAUAAGGUUACAGAGAGCUCUGCAACAGCUAGAGUCAUUGUAUUCUAAAGCCAACUCCAAUACUUCUGUAACCGUCGCUGAUACCAUCCCCAUUAGCUAUGAAGACACCAUUCUCAAGGGUCAUGGCACCUCCGAGCGCGACGGUGACGUGGUGGCGACACUCUGUGGAGUGGUGGAGCGUGUUAACAAAUUAGUCUACGUUCGCACUUUACGCGCCAGGUAUAAGCCAGAGAUUGGAGAUAUUAUAGUUGGGCGUGUUGUUGAGGUUGCUCAGAAGCGUUGGAAAUUGGAAAUUAAUUUCAGCCAAGAUGCUGUUUUGAUGCUUUCUUCAAUGAAUUUGCCUGAUGGGAUUCAGAGGCGGCGAACUGCGGUGGAUGAACUCAACAUGCGCACUAUUUUUGUGGAGAAUGAUGUUGUGUGUGCUGAAGUCCGUAAUUUUCAGAAUGAUGGUAGCUUACAACUGCAAGCAAGAAGUCAGAAGUAUGGAAAGCUUGAGAAGGGUCAGUUGCUCACAAUUCCUCCCUAUCUUGUGAAAAGACAAAAACAUCAUUUCCAUCAUUUGGAACAGUAUGGAGUGGAUCUGAUACUUGGAUGUAAUGGGUUUGUUUGGGUUGGUGAACAUUUCGAGGCCAGGGACAGUAUUGUAGAGGAUCAACUAAACGAUACCGAACAACCAUCCACCAAAUCCAAUAUGACUUCCAAAGACAUGCCGCUAGAGACAAGGCGGAGCAUAUGUCGGAUUGCAAAUGCUAUCCGCGUAUUGUCAACUUUAGGGUUUAAUUUAACUUUAGAAGUGAUACAGGAGACUAUAAACUUGAGUAGCACACUGAAUCUUGGAAUAGAUGAGAUGCUUGGGUCAGAGUUCCAUGUUUUGGUAGCAGAGAGAGAAGCUGAACGGCGCACUUCGAUGACAAAAAGGAAGGGGUGA